GACUGGUGCCUUUAACUUACAAGCAUCUCGGGGAGAGGAGGAAAAAAGGACUUUCCCCCGGCUCUUAUGUGGAGGAAUAAAGCUGCUGCACAGCCGUCGCGACUUGGUCAACUUCAAACUCUAUACCCGGCAUCUUUCCUCGGAGAGAAACUUUUCUAUGAAGGCAGGUUUCCUCUGUAUUUUCCGACUUGGAUUAAGUUCUGCAUGGAAACAAAUGAUAUUUGAGAGGAGCGGAGAGAGGAGGUGGGUGUCGGGUACAAGCCUGUGUGCUUCUCCUCUUGUUCUUUUAUGCUCGGAUACAAGCCUGUUUGAGUUUGACUUAAGUGGAAAAAAUAGUCCCUAUUGUUGCUGCUGCGUGAUCUAAAUCUUAUUCGAGUUUCAAAGAGAUCUUAAAGGGUUAAUCCGAGAAUUAAAGGAAAGUUCUUGAAGCAAUAAAGACAGGAUUCUAAGGGAGAGAAACAUAAGUAUUAUUUUAAAUUAUGGCAUUGAAGGCCAGAGUGUUGUACGACUUCCACUCUGAAAACCCAGGAGAGAUCUCCAUAACAGAGAAUGAGCUGGUGACCCUGUUCACUGAGGAGGAGCUGGAGGGCUGGCUGGAGGGGGAGAACAGCAGGGGGGAGGCUGGCCUCUUCCCUGCCUCCUAUGUGGAGAUCAUCAGGGACCACAUCACCUCCAACACCAACAACAACGGCAUCUCCUUGCCCAAAACCAAAGCCCUGACGCCCACCCACACCCCCUACACAUCCCCGGACACCCAGUCUCAGAGAGGACUCGGGGCUGGCAGCAUUGGCAGUGGCGGAGGCAGCUUCCACACCAGCCAGGGCAGCGAUGACGACUGGGAUGACGAUUGGGAUGACAGCUCUCCUGCAGCAGAUGUGCCUCGGGGUCUUGGCACCUCGCCUCCCUUGUACCCGGUGACCACCUCCUUGCCAGCGCGGCGUGAGAGCUCCCAGCAGCAUCAACACCAAGCCAAGAGCUCGGCGACAGUGGGGAGGAACCUCAACAGGUUCUCCACCUUUGUCAAGUCCGGAGGGGAGGCGUUCCUGCUUGGGGAGGCCUCUGCUUUCGUGAAGGACGGGGACAGGAUCUGUGUGGUGAUGGGGAAGCAUGGACCGGAGUGGCAGGAGGACCCGUAUCCAUUCACGUGCACCAUUGACGACCCCACUAAGCAGACUAAGUUCAAAGGCAUGAAGAGCUACAUGUCCUACGGCCUGACACCAACGCACACCAACACGCAAGUCAACCGCAGGUAUAAGCACUUCGACUGGCUGUACGCUCGGCUCGUGGAGCGCUUCCCGGUCAUCUCGGUGCCCCACCUGCCAGAGAAGCAGGCCACCGGCCGCUUUGAGGAGGACUUCAUCUCCAAGCGGAGGAAGGGACUGAUCUGGUGGAUGAACCACAUGACAAGCCACCCUGUGCUGUCACGCUGUGACGUUUUCCAGCAUUUCCUAACGUGCGGGGCAGACGAGAAGGCCUGGAAACAGGGCAAGAGGAAGGCCGAGAGGGACGAGCUAGUCGGGGCCAAUUUCUUCCUCACAAUCAGCACACCGUCUGUCCCGCUGGACCUCCAGGAGGUCGAGAGCAAGAUCGAAGGCUUCAAGACCUUCACCAAGAAGAUGGACGAGAACAUUGUGGUCGUGAACGCCACCAUCAACGAGUUCGCUCGGAAGCAGAUGGCGGGGUUCAAGAAGGAGUACCAGAAAGUCGGGCAGGCCUUCACGAUCCUGGGACAAGCGUUUGAGAUGGACCAGCAGGCCUACUCAGUGGGCCUGAACAAAGCCAUCGCCUACACUGGUGAAGCCUAUGAGGCGGUGGGAGAGUAUUUUGCUGAACAGCCGCCCCAGGACCUGGCGCCCAUUUCUGACCUGCUGGACCUCUACAGAGGACACCUGGCUAAUUUUCCUGACAUCAUCCAUGUGCAGAAAGGUGCACUGACCAAGGUGAAUGACUGUCCAAAGCAGGAAGGUGAGCUCCACAACCGCUGCAACAUCAUUUCCUGCGCCACGCUGGCAGAGAUCCAGCACUUCCACCGCACACGCGUACGGGACUUCCGCGCACAGAUGCAGCACCACCUCCGCCAGCAGAUUGCCUUCUACCAGAAGAUCACCGCCAAGCUGGAGGACGCUCUUCAGAGAUACGAUGACGACCAGUAGGAAGAGAGAGAGAGAGAGAACAGAGAAGUUGGACUACAAAGGCCUUGAGGAAACGGAGGGGUAGCUUGAAGAGAGGAGCAGACUGGGGAUGAUUGAUGGGUUCUUCCUGCAGUAAUGGAGAACAUCUUAUCAUCCUUAAGAGAGAAAACUUUUUGAUGCAGUGAAACCUGGGCCUGGUGCAAGCAUUGAAAGAAAUAUACUACUCUUUUAAAAUAUAUAGGCCACCGGACUGUGGAAUGACAACUUCUUGGAUUAUCUGGACGGCUCUGAUGAAUGUACCAGUAACAGGGAUUUUGCUGACGCUCCAGGCACAUCUUGCAACUCAGCGGGACUGCGACAGAUAUUAAAAACAGCUGCUCUCAGUGUGACGGGGCUUGAUUCCCGGUUUCAGGGUCAUGUGAUCUCUCCAUGCCUCCGCUGCCUCACCACUUCAUGGAAACCUUCCGCUGUAGACACGAAACUCCCCAAAUCACUUCAACUGGAUGUUUUAAUGAUUGAAAGACUUCAUGAAUUUGAUGAUUUUUGUUAUCUCUAUAUGUGUCUGUUUUUACUUGAAUGACCUGUUCAGUAUUGUUUUAAUGGGACGUGACAGAGGGGAAGUGAUUAUUCGUGAAUGCGGAAAGAGGAAAGUAGGCGUAAUCUACUUAAUGAGUUUAGUAGUUGGAUUUCAUUACAGCUGAAAUUUGACCUACUUCUGAUGUCUAACAUCUCUCACGAGGCAGAUGUGCUCACAUCUUUACUUUAUCAUAAUUUGAACAUCUGUGUUCUGCAUUUUACUAAAAAUAAUAAUUGAUAUCCGACUUUUUGACAGGCUCCAGAGUUCUGUUUCUUUGGGUUGCUGUAGGCCUGGGGUUAUUAACACCCUCAGUCCACAUCUGUCUUUCUGCUUUCCCUUAAUCAGGGGAGGUCAAAAGUUCAGGCUCAUGGUACAGAUACUUCAACGCAGUUGAUGCUUCCAGGCGUUAAAGCUUUGAGCCCUGAUCCUCCAGUUUAAAGCCACUAUGUGUAGGCUUUUAUAUUAUUAUUUUAAAUUCUUCUGGGGGCUAGUUAUUUUUUUAAUUGUAAAAGACAAUCUUGGUGAAAAUCUUUGUGUUUCGUUCAUGCUGUUCUGUCUUUUUUGAUACAAGCACAAAGUUGGACAGAUCCUACACAGCGGCCUUGAAGAUGGUUGCUCUUCUCAAUAUGCUAAUCGGCUAAAAAACAUUCUUCUUAUAAGGACCAAAAUAACCCAGCCAGCAACUAUAUAUGGGGCCUAUGUGGGUUGUAAAUGGGUUGAAAAAUGGGCCCUAUAUGGGAUUGUCCAUGGGUUUCAUAUUGGUCCCAUACCAAUGGCCACAUCAAUGGCUUUACCCAUUUAUGCUAGGGCUACCUGGGUACCAAGUGGGUAUGGGCCAAACAUGGGCAUCUUAUCCGAGGCCCACUUGGAUAAACCCAGCUAUGUGGGCAACUGGCAUGGGGCCAAAACAUAACCCAUGAACAAUCCCAUAUAUAGACCGUUAAGAGCCGAAGUCACAAGGAUGUCAGUUUGUUAGCUGGAGGCAAAACACCACUUGCCACCACAGGGCUGUAGACUAUGUAGGAGUCUUAAAAUGU
Messenger RNA from Epinephelus lanceolatus (giant grouper), 3746 nucleotides. RefSeq names its product sorting nexin-18-like. Gene Ontology annotation, molecular function: protein binding; phosphatidylinositol binding. Gene Ontology annotation, biological process: mitotic cell cycle; cleavage furrow formation; endosomal transport. The record is from RefSeq and is a predicted model, not a curated record. Gene Ontology annotation, cellular component: plasma membrane; cytoplasmic vesicle. NCBI's taxonomy places the organism in Eukaryota, Metazoa, Chordata, Actinopteri, Perciformes, Serranidae.